GACGUCAUGGAAUCACCAGACAGAACAGCAGCAGCCACAACCUUUUCCAUCCAUCGGAUUCUGGGUUUGGAGCUGGAAACUCCAGGAGGCUGCAUGGAGUUACAUCAACGCCGGACAGUGAAGGACAGCAGGAGCAGCCGCGAGGGUCCGGAGCAGCGCCGUCAUCUGCACAGACCUCCUGCCGUCGGGAAUCCAGCCGGCUCCCCGUCUCAGAGGCCAAGGCCCCGCACCGCCUUCACACGCAGACAGGUCAACGUCCUGGAGACGGUGUUCCAGGUGAACUGCUACCCAGGGAUCCAGCUCAGGGAGCAGCUGGCAGCCGCUCUCCAGCUGGAGGAGGACAGGAUCCAGGUUCUCUCGUUUUCUCAGCAGACGACUUUCCAACAACAGUAAAAAGCUCUGGUUCUGAAGCUGCUGGUUUUUCUUUCAGAUCUGGUUCCAGAACCGACGGGCUAAACUGAGGCGCUGUCUUAGGGAAACCCAAGUUUGUCUGGUUCAGACAGCGGCCGGCCUCCUGGUCAGGCAAGAGGUCAAAGGUCAGACUAGGACUGCUGACUCAGACCUUCAUCCUAAAGAAGAGGAUGGAUUCAGACGUGCUGGUUCUGCUUCUUCAUGCUGGUCCACCUGAGGUCUUUCAUGGGUAACCCUUUACCACCAGAGCGGUCACCAACGACAGGAAGUAGCAAACGCUCUUCAAACCAGCAGAACUGAUGUUGAAGACGCUUUCUGCUGACGUAUGACACUUCAUCGGAAAGUGUCAUACGUCAGCAGAAAGCUGCUUUUCUUCCCUUCAGAAUCUGUUAGAACUGUAUAAAUAUCAGAUUCAGAAAAUUGCUCAGGCAGAAGGACAGGGUAAAUAUAAUCAAUUAAUUAAAUAAUUG
This is a messenger RNA of Oryzias melastigma (Indian medaka), 881 nucleotides long. It is a transcript of the gene hesx1, whose product is annotated as HESX homeobox 1. The transcript is spliced from 3 exons. Gene Ontology annotation, cellular component: nucleus. Gene Ontology annotation, biological process: regulation of transcription by RNA polymerase II; pituitary gland development; forebrain development. Gene Ontology annotation, molecular function: RNA polymerase II cis-regulatory region sequence-specific DNA binding; DNA-binding transcription repressor activity, RNA polymerase II-specific. NCBI's taxonomy places the organism in Eukaryota, Metazoa, Chordata, Actinopteri, Beloniformes, Adrianichthyidae. The record is from RefSeq and is a predicted model, not a curated record. Bases 7 to 393 code for a protein of 128 amino acids.